AUGGAGGAAGCCCACGCGCAGGUAUUCUUCUAUCAGAAGAGUAGGGAAAGAAGCAACGCCACCAUCCGGAUUCCUGAGGUCUACCACGCUUUUAAGGUGGGCGGGGGCAGGAACGGGGGCAGGGGAUAUACAUACGUAGUCAUGGAGCAUAUUGAAAUCGACUUCGAGAGAACUGCGUCGGAUGAACAGAUGGCACAAGCCAUUUCCGAGUUGAUCAGUAUCCCACCGCCACCUGAUGUUUUGGGAGCUUUAAGGGCGGCACCUACAGGCAUCAUUUCUUCCGAGACAGCGAGCCUCCUAUUCCGUUUUCGUCCGCCGCAGAACUUGAAGAUUAUCUCAAUAGAGUAG
Molecule: messenger RNA, 348 nt
Organism: Aspergillus pseudoviridinutans
Lineage: Eukaryota; Fungi; Ascomycota; Eurotiomycetes; Eurotiales; Aspergillaceae
Exons: 1
Coding region: 1-348 (115 amino acids)
Source: RefSeq, a predicted model, not a curated record